Messenger RNA from Megalops cyprinoides (Indo-Pacific tarpon), 2890 nucleotides. RefSeq names its product SH3 domain-binding glutamic acid-rich-like protein 3. The transcript has 3 exons. Gene Ontology annotation, cellular component: cytoplasm. The coding region runs from base 91 to 369 and encodes 92 amino acids. NCBI's taxonomy places the organism in Eukaryota, Metazoa, Chordata, Actinopteri, Elopiformes, Megalopidae. The record is from RefSeq and is a predicted model, not a curated record.
UAGCGGGUUUGCGAGCUAGGAGGGGAGGAUAUCGUAGGGGAAGGAGAGGUUCGCUGACAGAAACACAAAGGGAUAUUUGGAGCUGCAACCAUGGGCAUCAAACUAUACUACACCACCGUCACCGCUUCAAGGGAGGUGAAGUCCCAGCAGGCUGAGGUAAUGCGCAUUCUGGAGAGCAAGAGCAUCCAGUAUGAGCUGAUUGACAUCUCUGUGGGCGGGGCCGUGCGGGAGGAGAUGAGGAGUAAGGCGGGGAACCCCUCGGCGGUGCCUCCCCAGAUUUUCAACGAUGACCUGUACUGCGGGGACUACCAGAUGUUCUCUGAGGCCGUGGAGGAGGACACAGUGGAGAAGUUUCUGAAGAUGGCAUGAGGGUCUCCCCGCGGAGGUCUGCCUGCGCACUCCCCCCAGCUGAAGGCAACGCCCGGCACCCUCCUCCCUGUGUCUCAACGACAGAAAAAAAAUGCCAAAAACAAGACGCCCUCACCCUUUCCCUGUCCUCUCAGUCCUCUGUUCCGUCAAUAUUACAGUAUUUCUGCUUUGGUUCAUUACACCUGCUUGGGUUGGGGUCCAUUCCAGUUUGAAGGAUUGAAAAUCCUACAGUAAAUGGCCAAUUCCAGUUCAAGUACUGGAAAUGAUUCCUGUAAUUGGAAUGUCUGUUAGAUUAAAACAAGAGCACAGUGAGUAACAAAUGGAAUGAACCCCAAUCACUUUGUUUUUUUUUUCCCUUAUUUUUUAUCUGGUCCUUCCUCUACCUGUGUGUAAAUGUCACAAAUUUGUCUUAAUCCCAUCUGGAUCAAUGGUAAAGCUAGCUAGUGUGGCAGUUAGGGUCACUAAUCUUCGCAGGGAUUGCAAGCCUGCCUGUGUUUAAACUAAUCCCUGGUUUUCCUAAGAGGAAAUCUAUUCCACUGCUGAAGGACCAAACAAAUGGAAGCGUGUGCGUCAGCAUUCCGUGUUCCGCGGGACCCUUCCACAGUGCUUGGCUUGGCUAUGCGGAAUUUUUCUUGACAUCAGACAUGUCAUGUUUUCCGAGGGGGUGGAACCCCAUAGCACUUAUUUGAAGGAUGCUAGGAGAUAUUGCAGUCCAGGAGUGAGGGAACUUCCAGGGUAUCUUAUUGCAGAACAUUUAUUUCGGCUCCUAAAACUGUUACACAGAACAAACAAUUUUGUUGGACGUUUUGCACCUCAGUCUAGGAGCAGGUGAGGUCAGUUAUUGUGGUGUUUCCUGAUGUUUGCGGUCAUACAUUCUCAAUCUAAAGUCUUACGGUGUUAAACUUGCUUCCUUGAGCAGGGGAAGGCAGAGUGAGGGGGGGAGAGAUCGCAUUUCUGUGCCAACAAAUAUCAUCUGUGGAAAUGUUUUCUUGCUGAACAUAGCCAUUUUCUGUCACCUCAAAAAAAGUUAACUCUUUCCAUGUGUCCAAGAAAUCUGUGCUGUAUUUGAAUAUUACCCUGAGUCAGCUUUUGGAGUCAGCUUUUUGCUUUACAAUGAACUUUGUUUUAAUAAAAUAUUUGAAAAGUAGCACUUAUCAGAAUUACUUAGAACAGUUUUUUCCGCACCAGAUGGAGAAGACAGGCUUACAAUAUUAGCUUCCUUCUUCAGUUCUGUAAUCUCUUUGCAGUUGAGACUGUAUAUAUCCUGGUGUAUUUACAUGUCUGCAUGUGUAAUUAAGGGUGGGUAUCUCCUUCAUCUCAUUAUACAGUGAUGCAGUAAAUAUGACUAUGCACUAAAACCUUGCAGCAUUUUAAAGUUUUAUCCCAUGUAAAGCUCCAGCAGAAAGUUUGAUCUUGUUUGUGUACUUUUUGUGUUGGCUUCAAAAUAAGAGUCCCUACCAUGUUGUACAGCUUUCCAACAUACAUCUCCUAAGAGAUAACCCCACUUAAAGGCAUCCCUUACCAAUUCCAGCCACAAUCCUUUUCUCUAUUACCACCUGCUCUAGUUCUCAAAAUUAUCCCAGUUGAUGUGUGCAAACCUUGUUAAUACAUUUCAGAAACGUUAGAUAUACAGUGUUAUCUGUUCUUCUAACAGUAUAUCAUGAUGGCCAAAGCCUUCCUGUGUGACACAAAAGUACGUGCCCCUCUUUUCCACUGUAGAGCUGGAAGCAGGCUAAAAUGAGUAAUGCACCAGGCUAGCAUGAACUGGAGCCAACGCUUGCCGAUACAGCAUGUCUGCUUUUUCACUGCAUCUCCCACAGCCAUAGGAAAAUUACACAGAAUGCUGGUGUGCCCCCAGAUUCAGACGACAGCCUGUGCUUCGUCUGGAUUGUAAGGCUAAAGUAAAUACCGUCAUGCUACUUCAGUCUUCCUCCGGCAGAUUCUGCUAUCAGUGAUAACGGUGCGCUCUGGUCUGCCUUCCAAAGCUCACCUCCUCAGCUUGAAGUGCGGACUCCGGCUGAAACAAUGGAGCCGCACCGCUUGCAGACCCACAGCUUCCCUGUAAGUAGGCCAGCACCAGUAAUUCUAGCACACUGAGCUGACCCAGGUCAGCACAACAUAAAAGAUUGUGGAGAAGCGCUCAGGAACUGAACCGAGGAGACCCAGACUGGUUCCUGCCCUGCAGUGGAAAAGCAGUAUUGCUGUCCUUUCAUGCUGCGGUACACAAAUGGGUUAACUUGAAGCACAAAAUACUGAGCUGGUCUUUUGAUCUGUCUGAAUUUGCAUUCCUUUAACGUGCAUAGCUCAUUUGGAUUUGGAUCAGGUCCCAGACAUAUUAAAGCUUUUUCAGCUGUAUAGAAAGGGACUCUUGUUUGGUCCGUGUGGUUCAACGGUUUUGACUAACUGGUUCCCCUCCCUUGACACCUUCCUCCCCAUAAAUGACCAAGCAUUGUGACAUUCCACCACUCUUCCCAAUAUACUGCUUUGCUUUUUGGACCAGCGCCCUUUUUGGCCAAAAGAA